This is a messenger RNA of Porites evermanni, 25825 nucleotides long. NCBI's taxonomy places the organism in Eukaryota, Metazoa, Cnidaria, Anthozoa, Scleractinia, Poritidae. The record is from the annotation of a GenBank genome assembly.
UCCGAAUGCCGCCAUAUUGAUUCACGGAUUGAGCUGCAUUGUGGGUUACAGGCUGGGCUACCAAGUAUAAACAUGGCGGACGUGAAGACGUUUUUCACUAUCAGAGUGACGUGCUUUUUUGCUUUGAUUUUGAGGAUUUUCCUUAUCGCUUACGGCGAAUGGCAAGACAAGAACAUGGUGGUGAAGUAUACGGACAUCGAUUACCAUGUCUUCACGGACGCUGCACGCCACAUGGUGGAAGGCAACUCGCCAUAUUUGCGACCGACAUAUCGCUACACUCCUCUACUUUCUCUUAUCCUAACUCCAAAUAUUACUCUACACAUGUCUUUUGGGAAAGCUCUAUUUGUACUAUUCGAUGUGCUAGCUGGAUAUUUAUUAUAUAAGAUUCUUUGUGUAAGAGGCUGUGCUGAUCGCCGGGCUGUUUUUGCGUCAUGGUUAUGGCUCUUCAACCCACUUCCUUUAACUGUAUCGUCCCGUGGCAAUGCGGAAUCCUUAAUGGCCGUGUUGGUUCUUGCGACUAUCUACUUUGUCCUUGUCAAAAACAUUUCAAUGGCUGCGAUACUUUUUGCACUUUCUGUGCAUUUUAAAAUCUAUCCUAUUAUUUAUAGCUUACCGCUAGUUCUACUUGUUGGCGAUAGUGUUUAUAGCUGCAAAAAAUCUGAAGUGCAUAAACUGAAAAAUGAACGAAAUUCACAGGGAUAUGUUCGUCAAGCGCUUAUGUUUAUAUUUCAUCCUCACAGAGUUAAGUUUGCAGUUGUUUCUGCAAUAACCUUUUUAGGAUUAACUGGACUACUGUAUAAAAGGUAAGGCUCCUGGUAAUCUUAACCUUUUAAGCCCUUUAGGGUGCUGGAUAUAAUAGAGAGCUAAAGUAAAGACGUUUUUGAGUGAUACUUGUCAACCAAAGUGGACCUUUUGCAUCUGGUGUAGUAGUGUUGCCCCAGUUUUUUAGGCAAAUAUUGUCUCUAUAAGAGUAGAUACAAAUUUGGGCUUAACUGCAGAAUGCCCAGCCAUUUCAAAGCUAUACCCCUGUAACAGUGGCUACAUGGCUAUGCGGCUACAGGACUACUUAAAAUACCCAGCCACUUCAAAGCUAUUACCCCUCGUGUAGCUAAAUAACGGUGUGCCCCAGAGGUUUGGGUUACGGUUAGGGUCAGGAUUAGUGUUAGGGUUAGGGUUGGCAGAACUUAACGUCUGUUCCCAUCUGCAGAACACCCACAAAAGGACAAACCUGACUGGCUAAUGAUUAGCCACUUAGCCACAUAGCCACUGUUAUAGGGGUAUAGCUUCAAAAUGGCCAGGUGUUCUGCAGUUACUCCCAAAUUUGAUACUGUAAAGGCAUGUUAAAAUGGAAUUCAAAACUAGUUGAGGGUUGGAUCACCUACAUCAAGGGUUAUAAUUCCUUCUCUACCCAUUCUUCCUCAGUUAUAAAAUCAAAGAUGGUGGCCAUGGUGUUGCAAACAUAAACAAGCAACUUAUGCGCCGAUCGAUUUAAAACUUCAACAUCCCCAGAGUCGAUCCCCCUGGGAUUUGAACUUUUUAAAAUAGGCCCAUUCAAAUUCCCAUCACAGUACAUUAGCCCAAUGUAGUUGUCAAAUGGCCCUCCCUAAGAAGAAAUGUUUUGCAAUUUUCCAGUCUUCACAUAAUGUUGAUUGGUAACUGAACUACAAAAAUUAAACACUCGAUCUUGUUUUUCAUGAUUAUACCUUUAAAAAUGCACACCUGUAGCGUUUGAAGUCCUUACCAAAUAAACUGUUCGUUUACCUUUAUAAUCCUGCAUCUCGCCUUUGAGGAAGAUCGCAUCUAUUGAACCACAUUGUUAGACCCACAUCAUCCAAAGGUGUUAACUUGAAACUUCUGGUUCAAAUUCCCCACCCCACCAGGUUAUGGUCAAAUUCCCCACUCACAAUUGAUGGUCAAAUUCCCAGGGUUUGCCAGGGGGGAUGUUGAAGUUUCAAAUAGGUUCACCCAGAAAAAACAUCUGCAUUGCAGGCUAACUUUUGAGUGUCUCAGCAUUAUUUUUUUUCUACAGGUAUGGUUUUGAGUUUCUUGAGCACACAUACCUAUAUCAUAUCACCAGAAAGGAUGUUAAGCAUAACUUUUCAGUGUAUUUCUACAUGACGUACCUGGUUGAAGGUUCUAGAUGGUCAAUUGUCCUCGGUCUGGCUUCCUUCAUUCCCCAGCUUGUUCUGACAGUUGUGUUUGGUAUUGUGUAUUAUCAUGACAUUUCUUUCUGCUGCUUUGUGCAAACAUUUGCAUUUGUUACCUUCAACAAAGUUUGCACAUCACAGGUAAAAUAGUGAGAGGCAAAUAUCAAACAUGAGAAGCUGAGAAGAGAUUUCUCAAAAGUUUUGCAAACCCUUAAAUUCUUCUGGGGUUUGCAUAACUGUUUUGAAUUUCUUCAACACCCUCUCAUGUUUAUAAUAAUAAUAAUUAUUAUUAUUAUUACUAUCAUUUUUCAGUCUCAUUUCUGUAACCUUGCUGUAUACCUUAUUACAUGCAAAUUGAACACUAUUUUGCAUUUCUAAUGUUAGCUGUUGCACUCAUAUUGAAUUUCCUAGUACAAUAAUAAUUAUUAUUGUACUAGAAAUGCAACUUACGGGUAGUUGCAACUUAGCCAACACCGGCCACCCAAGCAAAGUUAUUCUUUUUCUUUGCAGUAUUUCCUGUGGUACCUGUGUCUUUUGCCGCUUGUUGUGGAUUCAGUAAGCAUGACAUUACGCAGAGCAUUACUUCUCACUGUGACAUGGUUUGUUAGCCAGGUAGGUGAAACGAUGUUCAGCUUUAUCUAGAAUUUUCUCACGUACUGUAUGAUGUCACAAAAGCACAGCUGGCUCUAUCAAAUGCUUAUAUCUAAAGACAGAAUAACCUGUACAUUUUGUUUGUUGCAUAGGCAAUAAAGAAAGUAAUUAUUUGCUGGGAGAUACCUGCAUACAGACUAAAUAGAGAGUUCUGGGGUAGGUGUUUGUAAAAGCCAUUAGAGCCCCAGAUUAAGAGAGAAGUACUCAAAAUCAGAUACAGAUUCAAAAAGAUUCAAGAUACAGUUGAAUCUUUUCUUUCCACCACCUCCUCCCCCUACCCCCACCUCAUUAUGUCCAUUAUAAACAAUUCUCUUGAUCUUAGAGACACUUAACUUCAUACAAACCCUAUCAGUAUACAUUGGAACCUCUAUAGACCUUGUCAGGGUUUUUGAUGCCAUCUUGACGAGUAGGCAAAUGUGUGAGAAAUUACAGUGUUUGUAUGAGAAUCUAAUGUCGAACAAUUUCUGUAAAAUGCCUGUUCUGAAAAAACUAUGACUUGUAAACUAAAGCUACGAAACAAAGGAUUGUACUAAAAAAUUUGGGGGGCGUACCUGUGCUUAAAUCUCUCCAGAGGCUUUCUUUAGAUUUUCCAUAUAUAUGUCUGUAAUUUUUCCUGGGACUUUCUUACAGACAAAUGUAUAGAAAAUCUAAAAAAGUGGUUCUAGGUCUUUUAGAGCACGUAACCGCCCCAUUUUUUUCAGUAGAAUCCUUAGGAAUGAAGCUUUAGUUUACAAUUGAUAUUUUUUUCAGAACAGCCAUUCUGCAGAAAUUAUUCAACAUUAGAUUCUCAUACAAACACUGUAAUUUUCAACGUGUUUGCCUACUCGUCAAGAUGGCGUCGAAAACCAUGACAAGGUCUUUUUCAAGGUACACACUUGGAACCAAUCAAUGGUUUGUCUUGUCUCUACAUAACUUACCCUAAUAAACUGUUCUUUUCUUCUUGACUAUGUUAGGGCCUCUGGCUGAUUGCUGCAUACUACUUGGAGUUUGAAGGAAUGAAUACAUUUGUGUUUGUUUGGGCUGCAAGUAUAGUGUUUUUCGUCAUCAAUGUUGUGAUUUUAAAUCAGAUUAUUCAACAUUAUAAAAUGAACAGAGCAGUAAAGAAAGCAGUGUAAACAGUUCAUUUGUCAAUUUGUGGUGAGAAUUUGAUGAACAAGAAUACUUGAAAACUUACCAAUGAAAGCUUGUUGUGUUGUUGCCUUCUGAGCUGUGCAUAUUUGAUGUUAAACCAACUAGGGAGGGAAAUUCAUGAACUGAUUUACAUUUCUCUUUUUUAAGUACACAGGGGCGGAUCCAGGACUUUUUUUAGGAGGGGGUGCAAGGCUGCUGCCUAAGAAAAAUUUUAGGGAGCCCUUCGGGCUCCUAAAGUUUAAAGUUAGGAGCCCGAGCCACAUUGUUAGGAGCCCAGUUUGAAAUCCAUGUAUUGUUUUUCCAAGAUCAUUACAUAGGUUAUAGAGGUUCUUGCACACUUUAAUAAGAAUUCGCCGGGCCUAAUAAAUAACACGUAAACAAGAAUUAACCGAAUUAUUUACUUNGGGGGGGGGGUGCGCACCCCCUGCACCCUCCCCCUAGAUCCACCCCUGGUACAGAUUUUGUUCUUCUUUUGCGUAAUCUUUUUUGUUUCUUUCUCUCUUUUCUUUUUCUUUCGGUUUUUGAAAUUUUUGUUUGUAAAAACACUUUGUUAGUGAUCCUUACACCCAUCAAAAGAAAGAUCUUUUUUUAAGUUUUUCAAGUGGGGUGGGAAGAAGGGGUUGGCUUUUGCGUAGAAUAUUUCCUUGUUGGUGUAUUCUUGAUGGAAACCAAAAAAUGGCUCCUGUAACCCUAACUGCAUUCCAAUUUCGCACUAACCCUCGGUUAAUUUAACCCAUCUUUGGACAACCCGGGCCGGAUUUGAAUUAUAUCUAGGGGAUUUUAGAAGUUACAGGAUAUAAUAUAAAAAGUGUUGCACUACGCCUGUCUGUCAAUCGAAUUUUCGGCGGCCUUCCUGCGCCUGCGCUCUUCUCACAGCAACCACGCGUGACGUAGACGGUUUUUGUCGAUUAUUGCGUCGCGCGCCAAGAUGCGAUGCAUAGCAACAAGAAAACAACAAAACUGUGAAAAGAAAACACGAAAAAGAGCAUGUUCUUGGUAGGAUAGCAAAAAUGGACGUCAACGAACCUUUAGACAAUUUAGACACGCUUCGCGGUAAGAUCAUUUCCCGUAUAACUUGCUUCCCUUUUUCUUCGUUUGUUCAAACGCUUAAACUUACUUUCCGCAAAUGCUUUACUUCUCUACUUUCACCAGGAAUUGCAAGCGAAGAACUCUUUGAAAAACUUUUGAGCGAUUCCGCUUUUGUUGAGUAUUUGAAUACGUUCCUUUCGCUUCCGGUAAGUAUUAAUUAAACAACAAAUGACACAAAUUAAUUGACUUUUUAGCGAUAAUCGUUAAAAGCGAGUAACAAAGCAAAGUUUUCUUUAGUCAAAUCAUCUUAUUGCAAGCAAGCGAGUGCGAAGCGCGCGAAAAUUAUUUCAACUUUUUAAGAUUAUUUAUGGUGGCUUUCCAUCAUAGGAGACCGCCCUAUAACUCAGUAAAAACUAGUGGAACAAACUAAGGAAAAUGGAAUGAUACCAGGGAGUUCAAGGAACCGCGACUUCGACGGAAACGAGAAUGUCAAAAAAAAAAAGGUUAAAUGACCAAAACAAAAACUCUGCACGUGCACCAUUCGUUUUUGUACAUUUCUUGGCCAUCACUGCACGACUAUAAUCAUAAAUAGAAAACCCUCCAAUGUGACGUAUUGUAGAGAACUUAGACACUCGACGGCAAAGUUUUCUUUUUCUUUUUAAACUUCGAUCUGCUCCCUAAAAAUUCAAAUCCAGGAAAACUCGCUUCCAUUUAACCAAUUGAACCAGCUGAAAUAACGCCAUAAAUUUUAAAAGAACGCCAAUGCAUUUUAUAAAUGACGUCCUGGUUGCUUCAAAUUCCUGUUGUUCUAUCGAAACAAACUCAACCUGAAAAGUUUCUGAACCGACCAAACGUUCCACUAAAGUUUUGACCGGAAUUUCGAUUUCUUCUCAGUGAGCUGUGAUUGGAAAUUAAAAUUAUGAAAAAUGGAAAGGUGAGUUUCGUUUGCACCGGACCGACUGGCCAAAAAGAACCAUAUCUGGAGGCAAACCACCUUUUCCAGGCCGAAAUGUUAGUUUAUGUUUCGACCGAAAUUUUCAGAAAUUUUUGGAAAUAGGUGAUUUUAAUUUGUAACAUAUAGAAUGGAAUCGGAAUCGGAAACGCAAUCGAAGAUGGUCAUAGUUUCAUGUAGCCCGGCUGCAAUGCGGUGUUCCUUCUUUGUUAUGUAAACUUUUAGGGCCAAAUACUCAAACGAAGUCUAACUUAAGCCGCGGUUUAACGAAUCUUUGAACCUCCAGAUCUCUUCUUUGAUUGGUUGUUUUAAGAAGAUAAAUGCUUGUCUUUUUUUCUUCUGUAUGCUUUCAUAAAACUGUUCACAAUAGAUGAUGUUUAGAUAAAAUAGUUUGGCAAAUUGAAAAUGACUUAGAGCGCGGUUUUGUUAAACACUGCAUGGCUAAGCUACGUUUAAAUAUUUGGCCCUUAUAGUUUAUCCUAUAUUUUUUGCCUCAUGGGUGAAAUAUUGCACAGUCACAAUUUUGCCCAGUAAAUUUCCUAAACAGUGGUAUAUUCACCACAAGAUCAAUAAGCGGAUUCACGUGCUUCGUAUGAUUGGAACACCGAUUCAUGACUUGAAAAACGAUAAUGUGGUUUUAAAAAUGUCUGGAUUUGUUAUGGACGGAGCCUUAGAUAAAUUCAUCUUCAUCUUUAGUGGAUAGGAUGAAGUUCGGUUUUUUCACUCGGAGCCGCAUUAUCCCACUGGGGUGGACUUAGGAGAGACAUGAAAGACCGUGACGUCCAUAGUCGAUAUUUCGACUACCCGCACCGAUCUAAUGCCCAUGGUAAUGGAGAGGAGAUGUCGUUACGUCAGAUUGCCAUGGUAGCAAAAUUUCUAAAUCUCAGUAAACCUUGGUUCUGCAAAUAUGGCAGAAAAAACGAAAAAUUGACAUGUAUGAGUUUUCUAUUCAUGACUGCACUCACGUAAGAAAACAGUAGCCAAUGCUUUUCUUUCAUGGUUCGACAAUGCAAAUGGCCGUCUCUGUCAAGGAAGAAUGUUGAGAUCCAGAAAUCUUGCUACCAUGGUAACCUGACGUCACACUUCUCCUCUCUAAACUAGACGAACUACGAAACAAGUGAUCAAACUCUUUUUCCACCUUUGUCCUGUCCAAAACGGAUAAUGCAUCUUGAGAAGAAAACGGUCAUUGUCACAUCCCUGAAUGUCAGAUCGAGUGAGUUUCUGUUAUGGCUCUUUUUCACUCGGAGGUUAAAACAUGGCUGUUACCAUAGUGUCACAUAGCGGCCUUCGGUGUUAUUUGUUUGAAAUGUACAUUUGCUUUCGUGACACUCUUGACAGGUAUUUGGUAAACGAUUAACUUACAACCCAGCAGAGGAUAAUUUCAGCAUCGACCCUCCCCCGCCACGGACAUGUUAUGUAAGUAAUGACCAAGCCUAAAUUUGUAAUAUGUUCUCCCUACAGACUUAUUGCUGCGUCAUGGAAAGACAAGUUUUGGAAGAAUACCGUGACUGCCUUGGAUGCCGAUAGGCGUGCCGCGUGUCAAAAUGCAGCAUAAACCGCUACCAUCGUAGCCCGAUUCUCAGACGUCCCCCUUCGAGGGAGAGAAGCGAAGGGGCCGCGGGCGACCUCGGACGUCUGAGAAUCAGGCUACCAUCAUCGUGGGAAGACGUAACUUUGACGUCAAUUCACUGAUCGCAAUGAACUAGCUGACAGGCGAUUUAAAAGCUCGCUAUUAGUAGCAAGGGUGGCGAUGCAUAGUACAGUAACACAAAAGUAACACAAAUUAUGGAUGAUUUCGGGCUACGGGUUACGGGCUAAUUGUGUAUCAUAGUAGAAUAGUAUAAAUUGACAAGUAAACUGUUUUACGUUAUAGCUGGCCUGUUUCCCUCUCUGCAAUGAUCUAGUAACUUGAUUAAGGCUAUACAUUCUAAUUUUUUUUUUCUUGAUAGCACCUACCACAUUAUCGAGUGAAAAAGUGGGUGAGAAAUGAAAGGCUGCACCUUUUCUGGAAAACAGAUUUGUUCCUUGAGUACCUGUUAUAUGUCCAUCUUAAGAAAGCUGCUGGCUCAUCAGGUUAGCUACGCUACCCGCUAUUAACAAAUGCAACCUCGGGAGAUGAUCUUUCAUCUAUAAGCUAUAUGCUCGCAGUAAAAUGCCGCUUAUAGGUGAUGUUACACGGGACGAUUCGCAACAACGAUUUUGAGCGCAACACAGCGUAGCAAUAUUGAAACAAUGUUGCAGCCAUUCGAUGCAACGUCGCAAAAAUGUUGUAGUGCUGCGUUGCGCUUAAAAUCGUCGUUGCGAAUUCUACCGCGUAACAUCACCUUAUCCCUGGGCUUAUACGUCUUCGUAGGGGGGCGGAGGGGGGGUUAGGGCUUAUCAACCGAGGGGUAUUUGGGGGAGCUUAUAAGCGGCAGUUUUAGUGCUGUAAAGGGUAGCGGUUUCUAAGCAAUUACGUUUGGAAUAGUUUAUAGAAGCUAAACAUUCUGGUCUAGAAAAGGGUACAAGAAACAGAUGGAGGAUUAAAAUACAGCACGAUUCGUACAUCAAGCCUACUGUGAUCCACCUCAACACUAACCUGCGUACGUGCGUAAAAUUUACGUUCGCAAAUAAAAUAGAGGCAAUGCAUGAAAGGUUGCUCGUAAGCGUAAAAGUUGAACCUCGCUCAACUUCACGUUUAAUCUCAACACUUUAUGUGGUGCCUCUUUUUUAUUUACUGGCGUGAUUAAAAUUUACGUAUGUUAACGUGCAUCAUCAAAAACGCGUCAGUGGAAAUCAACCUUAACGGUUUGCGGUGAAACCGAUCGGCAGGAAAUUUUGUUUCAACCUACAAUAUUGAGGUUUUACAAGAUCAUAUGGUUUGCCGUUGUGACAAAUUUUGGUAAAUUUUGUUGUUUUGUUUGUUUUUACUUUUUAAAGUGGUUCUACGUUUGCGCCCUCCUUUUUUUCCCAACACACUAACCUGCAAUACUUGUGCCAAAAUGUUCCUUUCGGCCUUUGCAAUAACUCCCGCGGGGAGUAAAAUGUGCUCUGAAAGUUCUUGGAUAUACAGUGAAACCUCGAUAUAACGAAGAGCCAAGAGACUGACAACUGAAUAUGUUCUCUAUAAGGAGGUUUCGUUUUAUCGAGUUUUUUUUCAUGUAUUUCACUAUUACUGUGGUAAUGAAAAUUGUUCGUCAUACCGAGGACUUCGUUGUAUAGAGGCUCCACUGUACUGUGAAACCCUCACUCUAUACCAAAACGUGCAAUUCUUAACCACAUUACAUUCAACAAAGGUGAAUCUUCUAAGUGGGCUUGUUCCCAACUUAAAGUGAAACGUUUUUUACAAUGCUGUAGUUGUUUUAAAAUUUGCAAAUUGCAGUAAAUGAUUGAUGCUGCCGUGUACAGAACAUUUGGCUCGAGGCCACGUGUUUCGACAGUCUCAUUCUUGGAUUCUGAGUCAAAUAAUUGUUCUGAAUUUCAACCGCUUGUAAUUUGAGCAUGCAGAGGCUUUAUGACAUUUGAAAUCUCUCUACUUCUUGCAGGUACCUCAGUGGACCUUGAUCAAACAAGAACCUAUCUGGGCACUGUCGAGGGAAUGCGUACUUUUCAUCUUUUCCUGCGCGGUACUUCAGGACAGAAAAUCUUGCUUUUUUGGAUCGAAGCAGAGCGGUUCCGUAGGGUGACAAAAAAGGAGCACCGGAGGUUCGUUUUCCGCGAUAUUCAAGCCAAAUAUCUACGUAGUGGAUCCCCUAGGGAACUUCCUGAGAUCAUGAAAUGGAUUAGCAUAUGCGGGGGAACGCCCAACUUGGAAAAAAAAUCUUCUUUUAAAUUUCCGAAAAGUGUUUCUAGGCAAAUGUACCUCUCCGAUGCCUCGAUAUUUUCAGGGAACGUUUUCAUACCCGGGCAGAGGAUGGCUUUGGAGCGUUUGAUAAGUUAUUGGGUUCCCAAGUACAUAGAACACAAGAAACGUCUUGAGAAAUUUAUCGAAGAGAAACGCUGUCGUCAAUCGGUGUUAAGACCAGAGAUCAGACGAUUCUCGCUGGUUCAAAAUGUUGAGCAAGAAAUCCCACUCUCUAAAACAAAAUUUCAAGAAGAGAUCGACGAAUUUAUGGAAGCACAGCGCGUUUCUUCAACAGAGAGUGUCACAGAAACGGAAGAAGAUAUUCGCGCGAGGAAGUUGGAAGAAUGGAAGAGGUGGUUCUGGGAAGGUGUCGAUUACAACCUUACCGGUAGUGACGAUCAGGUUGAGCCACCUGAUGAUAUGCCGUUGGAACUGCGCCGGUUGGGAGGGGUGAGCUAUGAAUAUUAAUUCACUAGAAAGUGGCUCUUUCCUCCGCAGAGGCUACCGCUAGGUAUUCCAAUAAAAAUAGCAAUAAUUACAGAUUAUGAUAAAAAAUAAUAAUAAUAAGCGCGCGGUGAGCGAUGGGAAUAGGGAAAAGGUGGGAGCCUCUCUCCCUCUAUUUUCUCUUCCCAUCGUACCCUGUGCGCUCUCAUUUUUCCCUCUCCCCAAUCUUUCGACGACAAAAAGAGGCCUCUUCGGAGGAGAAAGAGAAGGUAGGAAGGUAGUCUAACAUAAAAAAGAUCUCAGCAGCUAGUCUUUCCCUAAAAAAGAUCUCUGUCAAUGGGUCUUAUUUCUAAACUUCCCUCUUUAAUCUUCAUUGAACAUCCCUUUUGUGAUGUUUUAGCUGCUGCUACACAAUAUUUUUUAUGGGCUUUCUGUUAGCCUGGAACGGGAUUCUUUUUUGUAUCUCGCCUUGAAAUUAGCCCCUUACCUUUCCUGUCGGAUGCACUCCUAAGUUGAAAUUGCUACUACAUGUAGUUACUGAUAUUAUAUCCUCUUUAGCGUUCAAUUGCAAUAAAAACACUGUUAAUUAUUGAAUCGCAUCAUUUGUUCACAUAGCAUACAGGUGGAGUUUUGCGGUCUCUUUUAAACUCUCAGUGAUAAAAAGCUGACUGCGGUUUUCUUUCUUUCUGUUUUCCUUUUGACGUUCAUUAGAUACGCGAAGCCCCACCUUCAAGUCCAGUUACUCCAGAACCAGAUGACGCUUCGUUGAAAGCUAUUGGCGAAGAAGAAGAGAACGAAAUGUUUCCAAAUUGGCAGUCAUUGGAGGCUGGAAACGAGAGGAUUGUGGGAAACAGCCUUUCGUUUCCCAACCCACCAACGUCACGUCCCAUCACACCCCUGGAGGAAAAGUCUAUAUCUGAGCCCGCAUUUGCAACCGCUGACUUCAUGAGGUGGCGAAGGGAAGAGGAAAAACCCGAGCAGAGUAGGGCUUAUAAUUAAACGGAGUUGCCUAAAUGCAUGCAACGUUAUUCAUUAAUUAUUUUGAGCACUUUUCUCAAAUUAUUCUCUUUUUGGAACUUCGCUAUGCAAUUGCAACGCAGUUUGCUGGUUACAACUCCUUGGAUAAAGAUGAAAGUUUAUCUCGAAAAGUUCGCUGUUAUUUGACCUUCAAUAAAAUAAACAAUGAACUUCUACUUAAGCUGAAAGAUCGAACAACUACAAAUUUGCAAAGCAGCAUAAAAUUUCAUUCUUUGGUUUAGUCUUUCGACAUUGAUAUGUUAGGUUAUUUCCAAAAAAAUUAUAACAGUCGAUAUGCGGUUUUUAGUAAACCUGAUUUAUAUCAAUUGUUGGUAGCACACCAGGGUUGGUGGGAGAAGAAUGUGUAUGGAAACUGUCAUUCGUUAAUCGGAUCGUUUGCUGGAGCUGCAAUGUUUGCCGAGCUGCCAUGUUCACUGUGUCGGUCAAUUCUUGUUACAGUUAGUUAUUCACUACCCGAUGUUUUUUUUCUGUGCAGAUGAAACAGAGGCCGCUGAGAAAAAAGAAUAUUUGGAAGAAAAACGAGUCAGCCUUCCUAAACUGCGACCUCCUUACGCGCAAAUCCUGUCAUCAGCUUCAACGAAGCUUAAGACCGUGUAUGAGGCACUGGCAUCACAACAAAGCCUUAUGACUGAGGAACUUUAUGAAUCAUCAUCAGAGAGUUCCUCUCCAUUUAGGUCGUUAGAAGGUAAGUAUCAAAGAACACCCGUUGUCUUUUCCCUCAAGACUACCUUUAAAUUCAUUAGCUCUUAAACGUUCUACAAACUACGCGAAAAGAUAGCAAACUAUCCAAAACUUUGAGGUUAUCUUAUUUUUGUCCCUGCUGUUUGGUUUCUAGCCUGAAUUUCAGCCGCCUUGUCGCGACGCUCACUCCCGAGAAAGUGAGCGACCUCAGGAGAUAGAUUAAACUCAGGCCAUUUGGUUUCCUGCACAGGCACGAAGCAUUUUAUUUUAUUUUUUCUAUACUUUUUAUUAACUGUGAUUUCUAUAUUUUGGAUGUGGCUUGGCUUUUAUUUGACUUAAUUUCAAUGGAAAAAGAGAAAGUGAAAAUAGAUAGGCAUACCACAGGCCUCCCGUCCAUUGAAAAAAGAGUAAACCUAUGCACGAACCUUUGGGUCCAGUCUCUCAGAGCAAUUAUAAAUGUAAAUAUAUGUACAUGGAGUUGCAAAGAAUAUCAAAUAAACAGGUUGCUGUACAGUAAUAAAAUAUGCAUUUUAACUCACGCAAUGACGAAAAGCCUUUUCAUACUCUGAGCCAGGCCAAUGUAUAAACAAAACAAAAACAGAAAACUGAGAAUAUAUGCGGAAAACUCUGUUGAGGAAACUAUAAACUGGAAUGUAUGGAUGAGACCGUAAAACAGUAAAACGUGGCUCAGGGGAUGAGAGCUCUAUGACACUUUUAUGCCGCAUUUAUACUCCGAGGGAGAAAAGCAAAGGACUGUAAAAGUCUCAUCCUUGCAGUGUAGCAGAUGAUUAAAGAGAAUUAACAAACCGAAAAAGUAUUAAAAUAAGAGUUGUUUGAAAUCGUAACAAACAAAGCGGAGAAUAAAAAGAGAAGCAAAGUAGUGACCUGAAAACUCAAAGAAUUCGUCAACUUACCUUGGAGCACGUGAAUUUCGAAAGCAGGUAGCCGCAUACUGAACUCGCUCUGCUAAAACAAAGGCUGCUGCAACGAAACCAAGUAAACAGGUAAUGCUAAAACUGGGCAAGGGGAAUAGGCGUUGCCAAACAUGUUUACUGUGGCGGCGAAGAUCAGGUCGAAGGUCAGGGCGAAGGUCGAGAAAAUCUUAAGCGAUGGGAUUGUCAUUGAUGAGCAAAACAAUGGCACUGCACGUACGAUUUCCUUUUUAUACAUUUCUUUGGCGCUCGAUGCAAAACAGUAGCGUUUAAUAAUUAGAUGGUUUUUAUAGAGAAAGUGAAAAAAAAAAGGAUUUAUUUUCCUUUCUCUCUGUGAACUCGAUGACCUCUACCGACCAAAAACAAAGCAAAAUGAAACAAUUUCAGUGAAAUUCAAAAGAGCUUGAUUUAUUUUUUUUCUUCUUUUAAGCAUGGUUUCCAUAUGAUCGCUACCAUCGCUGUGAUUGCUGCGAUCGCUGAGAAAAAAAAGUUCGGCGAUCGCAGCGAUCAUAGCGAUCAUAUGGAAACCACUUUCAAGCAAUUGUAGCGAUAGAAGCGACAGCGAUCACUGAGAUAGAACUUGAUCGUUGUCGCUGCGAUCGCUGGAGAGUGGUUUUCAUACGAUCGAAACGAUCGCUGAACUUUUUUUUUCUCAGCGAUCGCAGCGAUUGUAGCGAUCAUAUGGAAAACGCGCUUAAGCUUCUUCAUAAACAACUCGUAUUUUCCUUUUUGUUUCAAGCUUCACCACCUCAGUCUGCACUCCUGGCCUUAAGACGAGUUUCGGCUUCCCGUGUGAUCCCGUUCAAAGAGGUUGGACACGAAAUAGCAGCAAUGGUUAAUGAGCCACGGAAUGUGUACCCUAUGGAUACCCUCCAGCAGGAAAGACUUGUCCCCUUCAAAAGUGAUACUGGUAAAUGCUUUUCUGUUUUCUAGCCGUGGUUCCAGUUUACACUAGCUCCUGAAAUGUUUAAGUUUUGUCUGAUAAACCUGGCGCCAAGAAUUGUGUUUUUAGUUAAUAAAGUUAAAUGCCACCUUUGAAAUUACUGACCGAUUGGAACUACCGGUACUAUACCAAACGUGUAUUAUACGUUUUCUUCCCCUUUUUUGGGUGCAGAUAUAAGUGUGUCAGAUGAACUCAGUUUGCCUACGCUAGUUGCGAUGACUGCAGAUAAGUUGGCCGGCGGCCCUCUCCGUGAAUACCUAGAGAAAACUCAGCAAGAUCAAGCGCUUAGCAGCCUUCAGUUCUGGGAAGACGCUCAGCGGUAUUUGUCACCGUCAGAGGAUUUUGGCAGUUACAGCAAAUAUCACUCAGCAAAAACGCUUAUUGCGACCUAUAUCGCCCCAGGAUCUCCGCGGCAAAUAGAAAUGAGCAUGCGUGUUAGGGAUGAUUUGAUGCGGCUUCUCCCCGAAGAGAAGGGAGAUCAUUUGUUGUCCAGUUUCGUGAAGAAAUCAGUACAGGUAAUAUUUGCGUAUGCUUUUGUUAGUUUUGAUGGGCCCCGUGGUGUAACACCGGUGAUUCUUACAAGCGUUGACCUAGAAUAUAGAAAACUAACGUGGGCCGUUUAUUUUUAACACUUUCUAAAUAAAACCUAGUAGAUGCAUGGGUGGGUCAAGAAUUUUGAUCUAGGUGCAGGCGCUCACUUGAGAUACAUUGAGAUACUUAAGAUAAAUUGUUGGAAAGGGUAUCUUGGGGUAGGAAGAGGGAGGGGCUCUCACGACCCGCCCCUAGUUUAACGGUUUUUGAUAUGAAGACUGAUGCCGUGGUAUAUAUGAUAAUAAGACCUGACGAUUCGAAGCUGUAACAAAGCAUAACCGAAUUGUUUGGAAAAACAAUGCACAAACAAAAUUAACAAUGGAGCCCUGCCCUAAAAUAAAAGAGCUGACAUAUAAGGGGCCUAAUCAAAGAAGAUCACACCUUUUAAGACUGGGUGCGUGGGUACUGCCUCGUUGUAUUAUUUAUUACUGUUACAACGAAAAAACAAACUAAUAACAACGUAUUUUUCUUUCCUCAGUAUUUUUUGCUUUUUUACAGGCAGUCGCCUUACAGUGGUCUGAGUAUGUUCGUUCUGACGAGGACCAUUUUAUCAACAGCGUGGUAUGGUUAAAAUUACCUUAAGCCCGGAGCAGUGAAUCGAUAAAAAUCGGUAAAUCUGAUUUGAUUGAUAUCGAUUGUAUCGAUCAAUCGGUAGAAAUCGAUGACACACUAGCUUCGUUUAUCGAUUUAUCUAGAUUUUACCGAUUCCAUCGAUUUUUCUCGCAAGAUACAUCUGUUCUCCUGUUUAUCCAAAAACGAAAACAGAUUUCAUGUAAACAGUGAAUUUGUUGACAAUUGAGUUGCAAUUGGGAGUCGAAGGAUCAAAUAAUUCAUUGUCACUUUUUUAAAAAAUAGUUUACAAAAACCUCAUCUUUUCUUUAAAACCCACUUUAAAGUCUUCUUCCGGGAUGGCCGACAUUGGCCAGGUUUUAUAUUUUUCCCAGUUUUUCACGAUUUAGAUCAGCCGCCCUUUCAAGUUAUACUUCCCAGAGAAGCCAAUAGAGAAAAAUCAAAAUCGAUAAAAAUCGUUGGGGUUCAAGUGAUUUUAUAGUCUGCUACACAGCCGUUUUUAGUGUCGUCACGCAACGCUCCUCAAGCGUUGCGUGACGACACUAAAAACGGCUGUGUAGCAGACUAGUGAUUUUAUCGAUUGUUAACAGAAAACGGUAAAAAGCUAUCCAGAGAAAUCUUUUAGUCUGAGUUUUGGGCAUCCCUUCUACUCUAGAGGAUGUCUGAAAUUCAGGCUGGGAAAUCUUCUAUCUAAGGUUGUAUUUCUCGUGGUACUUGCCUGCGAGAACUGUGAAUGUAUGUGUUUCUGUUAUUAUGUACAAAAAGGUCACGAGAAUCUUGUGUCUGUAAUAGUUUCCACAUUUCUUCUUUUCAUGUUUGUUGAUCAGUUGUUACUCGUGGAUGUGUUUUCUCAGCUGUGCUAUUUAACUGAUGCCAAAAAAACAAAACAACAACGUUGGACUUACCGUUAUAAAUCGUUAAAAUCAUGAAAAAUCGAUUAUAUCGAUUUGAUAAAGCAAUUUAGUUUAUCGAUUUUCACCAAUUUCCGCUAUCAAUCGAUAAAAAUCACUUGAUUGCUAUCGAUUUUUAUCUAUACCGAUUUUUAUAGAUUGACAACUCCGGGCAGUAAGGCUCAUAAAAAAGAGACGCAAUCGUUUUUCAAAUUCUGGAGGCUUUGGAAUUUUUUUAUUGACGACAUUCCAACCAAUAAAUUUUAAUAAAUGUGAUGACGACAAUGACAAAGACAAUGAGAGUAAUGAUGAGAAUAAAGCUGAAGAUGACUAUGUUGUGAUGGUAACAAAUCUUGACUAUAUUUUUUUCGGAGGAAUAAAGAUAAUCAGAUAAUAGAUUGCGAUGGUUUAGUGAAGCAGUCUGCAAAACAUAUGCCCCUGAGGUUUUCCCCUUAGAAUAUAAGGUUUGGAUUAGCCUUUAUAACGCCUUUACUUAAGUGACAAUAUAUCAAUUAAGCGAGAAAGUGGUUAAUUAAGGGAGCCAUUUUCACGUCUCCUAACUGGAGACGGACGGGAUCUGCAUCGCCAUUUUACGUGGUCAUCCGAGCCACGUGAAAGUCUAGCCGUUUGCCGGGCAAAGACCGAGUACCUUAGUCAUUUCUCAGUUGUUUUCAGACGCUGAGUAUUUGUUCUGCUCCGGGAAUCGAGCCCGCGAACUGCUUCUCUGCAGUCAAGCGCUCUACCGACUGAACUACUAAGUCCUGCUGCGGUUUCUUGAAUUUUCAUAGGGAAUUCGAAGAAAGAGUGCUUCCAAGAAGAAAUAUAUCAGCAGUGUAACAAAACCAGGAUGCUCCGCUCUUCAAAAGUGGCGCGCUUUAAAAGUGGCAGUCAGUCUCGGUGUUUCCGGUAAGUUAGGGUAUGGAAUCAAAACUGUUGUUCAUUGUGAUCGUUCCCCCUUUACAAAACAGAGUCACUGUAAAACUGAAUUUAAAAUGUAAAUGUCAUUCUAGCCAAAUUUAUGAUAACCGCACCAGCUGGCAAGUCUAGGCCAACCAGCUUAACGUGACUUAUAAUAAAGGAAUUGUAAAGAAAUUCAGCUCUUACCCGUAAGUCUUCCAAGGUGACCCUCUUCUUGACUCCUAAUUAGGAAAGAAAUAUUCGUCGAUCACAAAGACACUCUCAUCUUAGUCAUCUCUAGCUUUGGGCCCGCCAAAUGAGGCCCGAGGCAGCUUGAGAUUUAAGCCAGCCACAAGCAGAGAAUUCAAAGCCAAAUCCCCCCUGACCUGACAAUAGCACACUUUUGUGACACACCCAUGGGAAGUUAGCUCAGGGCCUGAUCUUGACGAUGGGACCGACCAAGACGUAAAGUCCCCUGUGAAACUGAUUCUCACCGCAGUCACCAGAUUGCCAAGUUUCUGUGCGAAUAUUCUGGGUCAUUUUCAAGCAUGUUAAAAAAAUUCGCCUAGAAUUUUUAUAGCCGAAAUAACUAAUUGUUGCCUUCCUUCAGGUUUUUCUCUUGGACAAGGUGACGAGGAUGAAGACGAGAGUGAAGCGGUCGGCAAUGAUUUUGUGAUUCCAAGUUUGAGAGACUAUGAGAAAGAAAAGGAGAUAAUGAAUGCAAGGAGCAAAAGAUUUACGCAUUUCUAUGGACACGUGACAAGGCAGGGUGAUGACGCGUCUGAAGGAAAUAAGAAGUUGACUGGAAUUAAGAUGAGACCCCCGAAACCAAGGUGAGGCGGGGGGGUGAUAAUGAUUACUGGGGGAAAGGUCGGUAAAAUACCGAAAAAAAGGGGCACAAAAAUGUUUUCUCCCCCAAAAUUCAACCCCCCACCAAAAAAAAAAUUCCCCAAAAAAUUAUGACCCCCCCCCUCCCCCCCCGCACACACACACAGUUGCGAUGGCUUUUGAUUUAUGGCUUACAUAACAAGGAAUAUUACAUUUGAAGUGCACUAAAUGACUUGAAAAUAGGGGGCUUAGUAACCGGGGCUAAAUGACCGGUUAACCCACACCUUUUGCGAUUUCGUUUCAGAUCCUUCAUCGAUGUCAUGCACAACUCCCUUCAGCUGAUGUGGUUCAAGCGAUUUUUAACCGAGAAGCAGUGUGAAGCUCCUUUACUGUUUUGGCAGGCAGUAGAAAAUAUGAAAAUGAACUGUAAAGACGGCAAGGCUCGGCAGGCUAGAGCAAUGACAAUUGUUAAAAAGUACUUCACCAACAUUCCAACCACAGCCGGUAGGUUAUUACACUUCAUAAAAUAACUAAGAUAGUACGCGCGUUCUGAUUGGUUAAAAACCUAUGGUUUAUUGUGCCGGUAAACUCAUAGUUUUACUUAAAAUUAUUUUAUAAAAGCCAUAGACCACACUUUCUAUGGAUUUAAGGGCGUGAUAACCCACGCGGGAUGCUGGGAGAACACGAGAAAAGCUUGUAAAUCACUCGCAUUCGGCUCGUGAUUUGCAAGCUUUUCUCGUGUUCUCCGAACAUCCCACGUGGGUAAUCACGCGCGUAAACCCAUAGAAAAUGUGGUAUAUUGCUUAAGAAUGCAGCCUUAACUGCCAAAGGAAGUAGGUAACGUGCUUGAAUGGCUAGUGAACUGGACUAGCUUUUAAUCAGGAGAAACGGAAUUUUACAUAAAUAAUCUAGCUCCGAUUGUUUCACGGUAAAACCGAGUACAACUCUUCAGCCCGCGCUUGUAAAAAGCUACAAUCUUGGAUGUUGCUAUGUCUAGUUUUAAGAUAAAGCUCCUUAAAGCACUGGCAAUUACAAAUACUUUCCUCUUCCCCCAAAACACAACGUUGAAGUCCGGCUGGAUCAUUUCCGCCCCCCACUGAACAACCUUGCCCAGGGUGGGGUGAUGGAAGGAGUCAUCAGAGAAGCACCAAAUCGGUGGUAGAGGCGUUUUGUGCCCAAGAUUGUAUUUUUUUCGCAUUAUUCUGCAAAUUAGGUUUUCAAUUUUUUUGUUCAUAUUAGACAUAUUAACGUAUUUGGUUCCGGUGCCCAGAAGCUCUUCUGUACUAGCCUUUGAGGUACCACUACGGACCAAGGGGAAAUAGUUAUUACCUUCUCGCUCAACGGGACUGCAUUCCAGGCGAUGACCCAUACUAGCCAUUUGAGACCGUUUCAUUAACAGAUACCCCCACAAGAGAGACAUUUGUUUGUUUAAUGAGUCCCCGGCUGGUGUUUCUAGCAAGGAACAGAACAAUUCCCCAUGGUGUACAGAUGAACGUGAAAGUACUUUUGGCAUAAUUAAGACCAAACAGUCAUCUCGUUUUUGUUUUUAUAUGUUUGCAUUUUAGUCGAAUACUUACACUGCAAAGCUGAAAUCAUCAAGGACAUUCCGCUUCUAGACAAGGCCACCCCUCCGAUGCUUGUCUCAGCCCAGGCCUGCGUAGCCCGUUCCAUGGAGGAAAACUGGUAAGGAUUCUGCGACAGCUUCCUCCUUAGGCGCUUCGUUUUUCUCAUGGUAGAGGCGAGCGCAAAACGCGAGUGACUGGCGAUGAACCGCAAGGGACAUGGGAAGGGUACAGACGAGAGGUUUAGCGCCGCCUCGCCCGUUGUCCCCUUUCCGCCUUCCUUUGCGCGCCAAUUUUCAUCGAAAGAGAGACGUCUGGGUACGAGGCAGAUUCUGCGAUGAAAGUAACUGGGAGGCUGAAGGCCAAAACCAAAAAUUAACGAACAGAAUUCUUUUUAACCCUCAUAAGAUCAGGAUGUGCUUUAUACUGUGGAUCGUUCUUCUGCGGAUGGAAAUUUUGCAAUUUUUUUUUUUUGCUUUUUUGUCAUGCUGAAGAUCUCUUAUUCAAAGGGGAAACAUUUUUUCAAACUGUCUCCUCGCUGUUGUGUUGUCUUAUUUGUGGAUCUGUAUGAUAUGCGAAAUCGUCCCAAACUAGUAUUUUUUUCACUUUAGAGAAACCUUAACUCCCUGACUGGAAAUCCACCUACUUUCGAUAAGCCCUGUUUCUGGGUCUUUGGGGCAGUGAAAGUGUGUAAAAUCAGGUUAUUAGUCGUUUCUCUUUUUUUCUGGUAAAACUGAAUUUUUUGGUGAUGCCUUUCCAUGUCAGGUACGCUGAGUAUCUGGCAACGUUCCCAGAAGAUGAAGGUGAAGGAGAAAAUUUUACAAAGUACGCCAUGAGAAAUACACUGGCGGGAGUUUACAAGAUGGCUGCUCAUGGAAAAACGGUGAGGAGCGCUGACGUUUAUUCGCCAGUGUGUUUUUUAUUUGUUCUAAUGUUCUGUUUGUGAAUUCUCUUUCUCUAGAAAGGACUGUGGGCCAUGUUCGCUCACAAUGUCAUGUGUUUCCAGCGAGGGAUCCAUAAUUCGGAGUCCUUACAAGAGUUUAAACAGUUUCUGAGAAAGGAGUGCAAAGCAACAGUGGAGCAUAGUAAGUAAAGAGUUUGGCCAGAUUCGAGAUUUUAUCGGUCUUGUACUUGUUCUUUUACUUAAAUAUGAUUAUUGUCACCAGAUAUGUAAUUGAAUAGAAUCAAACAAUAAACUGAUCGCCUAUAUUUAAGGCAUUAAACACCCUGCUCAACUUAUUUAGUGCUAGAAAACAUGAAUCAAUUUAAAUGCACUGCAUGAAUCUUGUUUGCUUCCACUCGUGAAGAUAAAAGGGUGUGGACAACAUAUACUUGAGGACUAUGAGAUUUGAUUAUGCUCGCACGCUUAGUGACACAUAUUUCCAAAUCUCGUACUCGUGCAUGUGGUCCAUAAUAACAUCUUUUAACCAAAUGAGUAAGCGCCUUUUACAAUAAAAUUAUCUGAUAGAGUUUGAAUGUUUGUUUUUGGCCCUAGGAAUUUGAUUUGACGGAGAAACUUUUCUUGUGACAAAUCAAACACGAGUCGUAGUGUUUCAUCACUUAUCAAACACCAAAAAUAAAAUGGAAAAUACGACCGAAAGUGGAGCCUCGUAUUUACGAAUUUAAAGUGUUUCUCGGAAUGGGUACAAGGUUUCCGCGCAACGAUUUCUGAGAUCUCUUGGGUGGACAAGUGUUGGUUAUGAUUGGUCAGUGGUAUCCAUGGCAACCAUUGUUCAUCUUUCCACCGAAAGCUUGUACCCAUUCCCCUGAAAGUUUACUGAUUUUGUUUGUAUCUGGCAUUAGACCUGCGUCGUCACGCACUGCACCCGACACGGCGAGUGAUCAACAGCAAGUUCGUGAACACUGACCGUUUAAUCAGUGAUAUAGAGUUCUGGAUGGAAGUAGAAAGGUUCAAGUAUCAGGCUGAAAACGCCGCCGAGUGUGCAAGGUCGGGAAACUACACUCUGGAAGAUGAAAAUUUACUAUUGGAAAAGGCCAGGACAAUUGUCAAGUGUUACAUUGAUUCAGAUAUCCCGCCACGAAUUCAGGUUUGUUUACCCCUGGUUUACUGUUUUUGAAUCAGGAUAUUUUUGUUUAUUCGUCAUUGUCCGCUUCCUGAAAGAACGAUUAACGCUAAUCCAGGAAAAGAAUUUUAAUCUGCGAUUGUAAUUACCCUCCAUAAAACAAAACUGAAUGCAAGGCUGGCAAUACGGCAAUUGAGGCCAAUAUUUCGGCUAACAAAAUUAAUAAUAACGACAGUAAUAACUCUAUUUAUAUAACGCUUAUAUCCUCAACUCAAGGCGCUUUACUAUGUAACAAAAACGGGAAAAAAUGAAAUAAUUUACAUAUCACAGGCAUGGAAUAAAAAAAUAUGAAAUAUCUAUUUACAAUCCACAUAUUACAGGUCAUAAAAUCAUUUUACAAAAACAAUGACCCACUCUCUAAAAAUUGCCUAAAAAGAUAUGUUUUCAAUCCUUUCUUAAAACCAGUUAACGAUGGUGACUUACGCAAAUCUAAUGGUAGCGAAUUCCACAGUUUAGGGGCACACACUGAAAAAGCCUUGUGCCCGCAAGUUUUUUUUCUAACAGCUGCCAGAUAGCCUGGUGAAAGGUUAUUUUAAAAAGUGAUUUGAAAACUAGCCAAAGAAUUUUAAAAAUAAUACGUUAACUAACAGGAAGCCAGGUCAAAUAAAACAGGCGUAAUGUUAUCAAAUUUACGAGUCUGAGUAACGAUUCUGUGGCAGUGUUCUGAACAUAUUGAAGCUUCUUCAACUGCAUUUUCCUACAAUCGUAAAGCAAGGAAGAAAUUGCAAUAGUCUAGUUUAGACGUUAUAAAAACAUGCACAGCAAUUUCGCUAGACUCCCGUGUGAGAUAUUUUCUUAUCUUUGAUAAGUUCCUAAGCUGGUUUAACGAUGAUCUGCAAAUGUCUGAGACGUGCACGUCGAAUAACAUGUUGUAAUCAAGUACUACUCCCAGACUCCUGGCAUUGGCGGUGGUUGUCAGCUUCUCAUUACCCAUACUGAAGCAGCUGAAAAGUGGACGAGUAUGGUACUUCGAGUAAAUAAGCAUAAUUUCUGUCUUGUGAUUGAGUUUCAGCUCGUUUACGUCCAUUCAAUGACAGAUAACAGCGACACAGUUCUCUACACGCAGCUUUGCAACAUCGACAUCACAAUCUUUGAACGAUAUGCAGAGCUGAGUAUCAUCAGCAUAGAAAUGAUAGUCGACUCCAUGACUUCGUAUUAUCUCAGCAAGUGGUGCGAUGUACAACAGAUACAAAAUGGGACCUAGAACAGAGCCCUGCGGCACGUCCACCAUCAGACCCCUAACCGACGUUUUUGUAUCAUUCAUUUCGACAAACUGAGAUCGGCCAGACAGAUAAGAAUGAAACCACUGCAGAACAGUUGCCGUGAUCCCUUCAGCCAAACGACUUCUCCAGACGCGAAAGUAGCAAAGAAUGAUUAACCUUGUCAAAUGCCGCUGACAAGUCCAGUAGCAAUAGGGACACAUUGUCCCCCCUGUUCAGUGACAGUAAGAUGUCAUUUGUGAUCGUUAGUAGUGCGAUCUCUGUACUGUGGUUCGCAUCAGUUUGUACGCAGAUUGAAAACGUUCGUGCAAGCCAUUAACCGUAAGCCUUCCUUAAGGCCAGAACUACACUGAAAGAGGCCGUUACAGUAUCCUUUUUCAUCGUAGCGCUGGUCCUGAGGAAGGCUAAUUUUGUUAGCCGAAAUAUUGGCCUCAAGUAAAUCAACCCUAUGCCGUAUUGCCAGCCUUGCAUACAGUUUUGUUUUAAUUCUCACUUCUUUAAGUGACGUCUGACAUUAGCAUCUCUACAUUACAGAGGAUUAGAGAUCCGGCAAGAAAGAACCAGUCGGUUUUAUUUACGCGUUGAGUGGACCUCUACAUUCAAGAAGGGUUUUUACCCUCCUAAAUAUUGCUCAGAUUAACAUUUUGUGUUAUCAGUCCUUGCUUUCGGAGAGAAAGCUCAUAAAUUUUUCGUAAGCUCCAGUUGCAUGUUCCUAGUCAAGAACUCUGCGUAAAAAUUGGCUUAAGCCUGGAUUAAACUCAACUAUGUUUCGAUGCAAGGGACUCACGACAUGAUAUCAACGCCAAACGUUUCCCCGAACUGGCACACGUGAGCCUGCUCGCAGGCUAAUAGGGAGCUUUACAUCGACGACGGCAACUGCAGCGAAAACGUCAGUUUUAAAAUGAAUUCCCGUUUUUUCAAUCUUUGUCGCGUUUAUUUCAAUUUGAUGAAAAUGGCAAGUGUAGACAAAUUUCCCUGGAGUUGAUUUCUAGAGGACGCACUCAAGUUUAGAGAGAGAAAAAGUGAUUCGUCGUCGCUUGUUUACUUCCUCCAUAAAACUUGCAAUUAGGCAUUUUCACGUCGUAGUCGAGCAAGGACGGUAAAGAAAUGUACAAAAAGCGUGAUGCACGAGCAAAGUUGUUGUUUUGCGUAAUAAACCUAUUCCUUUUUUGACGUCCUCGUUGCCGUCGCCGUCGUCGUUGCUAAAGCUCCCUAACAUCAACGAGGAUGGACUCAUCUGUGCUUCCAAGUAUAUAUACUCCUAUAGCGUGUUGUUGUUGGUACUCCAUUCAAUCACAUUUGAAUUUUUUGCAAAAUAGAUAGGACAGGACAGUAGCUAGCACUGGGUAGCUGCCGUGUGUGUUUUAGUGUCGUCACGCAACGUUCCUCCCCACAAAGGAGGGGGAGCGUUUCGCGACGACACUAAAAAACGGUUGUGUAGCAGACUAUGUUUGUUUAAACCAUAUUGAAAAUAUUUUUUUCAAUCAAUUCAAAACGUAACGCAAAAAUCUCAGUAACGUUUAUUCCCUUGGGAGAUUGACUUGAUUUUCAUUUUCUUUAGAUAAACAUCCCUAAUGAUCUAGCAGAUAAUGUAGUUGGAUUGGUACAGAAUGGAAUUGUCGAAAGAGGACUGUUUCACGAGGCUGCCAUGUCCGUCUUCACUGCCCUUAUGUAUUUUUGGAAAAAGUAAGUCUUUGUUUACACGUUUAAUAAUGUUGUAGGUACAAAAGAAUCAGAUAUUGGAGGUGAAUUUUUUUGGAGAUCACUGAUAGCUAAUACAAUUUUCAAAAACGUCUCUCAGUGUUUAUUUUCUGAAAGCCAUCGUAUUCAUUCAUGUAGUUACCAGAACGAGCCAAGACGUAUUGUUCCAAAGGAUGAGGUGCGGUUCUUUUACUUUGAUUCUUGAAGGAUUGCAAUUAUAACUUCUCUGGUUUUUGUUGAUUAAUUCUUGCGCGUAAUUUGCACGCCUCCUUGUUUGGUUAUACAGGUUUAUUUUAUAGAAACACAAGUUUCCAAAUCACCUACGUCCUCAUAAACAGGCGUGGAAACCAAACGAGGAUCUUAUUUUCUCUUGAAGAUGCAAUAUCUAUAUUUUGUCACUGUCGUCUCAGCUUUUACCCCGUUCUAGGCUAAAAGACACCCUUUUUUAUCUGGGUGAGGCGGAGGAUAGAACAUAGCCGGGCACAUUUAUAUGUAAUGUGUCAUGAUUAUACUGAUAUCAUUGUAAAUCAGUUUAUUUUCAUUUUUACUUCCGGUCCAGUCUACCAUCAAAAUUUCUGCUGGCAAGAGAAUAUUCGGACCAUGCUUACCGGUUUUGGUGUAUUUCCUCUUAUUAUUAAACGGAGUUUAGUUUAACGAGUUCUUCCGUUGUUACUUUAUCGAGAAAGCCACAAUGUUCAGUCAUUACGCACCUGCGUGUUCCAAUCUUUCAGAAAGUCACCAAUUCUGGUGAAUUUACUUCAACGGACUGAAAAUCCCCCUCCUCAUUUUAUGAAAUGUUUUUUUUUCUGGCUGGAAAAAAUUGUCAGACGAUGGAUGGAUAGUUUGUAUGUUAUUUUUUCCCAAUAUAGGUCAUGUGAUACUACUCUAGGGCUACGUUCAGACGGUACCGGUCGAAUUUUCGACGGUUGAAAAAUUUUCGCGCAGUUCACACGAAACUUUCGAAUCAGCUUGAAUUUAUUUCAACUUUUGUCAAAGGUUUUACUAUCUGCCUAUGCGCAAUGCGCUACUUCAGCAAAUCCCAGCUGAGUAGCCACGCAUCCGUGCAACAACGCCUUUGCCGUACAAACAUUUACCCGGUUACAUUGUUCACACCUUGCCGUUCCAAUUUUCCACCGCACCCGUCAAAACUUUGACCUCAAGUUUUCGAUUACGUGGUUCCGUGUGAAAGGAACGGAUCAACUUUUAGGUUUCUGGAAAACUGCCCACCUACCCCUUCCCUAGCCCAACAUUUUGCCCUAAGUGAGAAGUAAGUAUUAAUGUUGACUAAGGGAGGGGUAGGUGGGCAGUUUCCCAAAAACCAAAAUUGAUCCAAGGGAACACCUAAAAGUACGAAUUUUCGACCAGUAUCAUGUGAACUUAGCUUUGAGAACUGUUUCAUUCAAAUUUCAUCUUAUUCCCGUACAUAUGUGCGCAUGAUUUAUGAAAACACAGAGGGUCAAAUUGCCCUGAGACCUUCAUUGAGGAAACAAAACAUACAAGCUAGAGAGGUCUAUAGGCCUUCGCGUGUAUUUCAAAUCUCAUCUCCCGUACAUUUUGUUUUUGCCUUAGGUUCUCGGUCGAGCGCACUUCUAAACUGGAGGAAGAAGUUCAGCCUCCCAGCACAGACAAACGGGCCAACUCAAGAAAACGAAUCAUGUCGGUGAUUGAUGGAAUACCUUAUCGGAAAAUCUACUUAACAAAUGGUAAGCAA